GGAGCCGGUGGGAGGAGGGGGGGUGAAAGCAGCUCCAUAGCUUUCCCUUGUCAGUAGAGCGGCGGCGGCGGUGCUAUCAAGGCGGGUUCGUCGUCUCCGCGGAGCCUUCGCUCCUUCUCGCCGUCCCGGGAGGGCAGCUCCGGAAUGGGGCUCGGCGGCGGCGACUUCUUCUCCGCUAGCAGCCUCGCCGGCCGUGACCGCCCAGGAAGCCGUUAGUUAUUAUUAUUUGUUUGCUGUGGCGCCGGUGUCGCUCCGCCCUUCACCGCACUGAGCUAACACUAGAAGAAACUGCGGAAGUUCUUGAAACCUAAUUUCUGGAGUGCCCACAAGAGACCAUCAAAAUGUCAGGAGCUUCUGUAAAAGUUGCUGUUCGGGUUAGACCUUUUAAUUCCCGAGAGACCAGCAAAGAGUCCAAAUGCAUCAUCCAAAUGCAAGGCAAUUCAACCAGUAUCCUGAAUCCAAAGAAUCCUAAAGAAGCGCCAAAAUCCUUCAGCUUUGACUACUCGUACUGGUCCCAUACCUCGUCUGAGGAUCCUUGCUUCGCCUCUCAAAAUCGUGUCUACAAUGACAUCGGGAAAGAAAUGCUGCUCCAUGCUUUUGAAGGCUACAACGUCUGUAUCUUUGCAUAUGGCCAAACCGGAGCCGGAAAAUCUUACACCAUGAUGGGGAAACAGGAGGAGAACCAGGCAGGGAUCAUCCCACAGCUUUGCGAAGAGCUUUUUGAGAUGAUCAACGACAACAGCAACGAGGAAAUUUCUUACUCCGUGGAGGUCAGUUACAUGGAGAUCUACUGCGAGAGAGUUCGAGACUUGCUAAACCCCAAAAACAAAGGGAAUUUGCGGGUCCGGGAACACCCACUGCUCGGGCCUUAUGUGGAAGAUCUGUCCAAGCUUGCUGUCACUUCUUACACCGAUAUCGCAGACCUCAUGGAUGCUGGGAAUAAAGCAAGGACGGUAGCGGCCACCAACAUGAACGAGACUAGCAGUCGCUCUCAUGCUGUCUUCACCAUAGUUUUCACUCAGAAGAAGCACGAUGCUGAAACCAACCUUUCCACCGAGAAGGUGAGCAAAAUCAGUCUGGUGGACCUCGCCGGGAGUGAGAGAGCUGAUUCUACUGGUGCCAAAGGGACUCGAUUAAAGGAAGGAGCAAAUAUCAACAAGUCCCUCACCACACUGGGGAAGGUGAUUUCAGCCUUGGCGGAAGUGAGUAAGAAGAAAAAGAAAACGGACUUCAUUCCCUACAGGGAUUCUGUGCUGACGUGGCUACUUCGGGAAAACCUAGGUGGCAACUCCAGAACGGCUAUGGUGGCUGCUUUGAGCCCAGCAGACAUCAACUAUGAUGAAACAUUAAGCACAUUAAGAUACGCCGAUCGGGCCAAGCAGAUCAAAUGCAACGCAGUGAUCAAUGAGGAUCCCAACGCCAAGCUGGUGCGGGAACUGAAGGAAGAAGUCACCCGGCUGAAAGAUCUACUUCGCGCUCAAGGGCUUGGAGACAUCAUUGACACAUCCAUGGGCUCGCUCACCGCAUCUCCAUCUUCCUGCUCUCUCAGUAGUCAGGUGGGCUUAACGGCCGUCUCCAGUAUCCAAGAACGGAUCAUGUCCACGCCCGGAGGAGAGGAAGCCAUUGAACGUCUGAAGGAAUCGGAGAAAAUCAUUGCAGAGUUGAAUGAAACCUGGGAGGAGAAAUUGAGGAAGACUGAAGCAAUCAGGAUGGAGAGAGAAGCUCUUUUAGCUGAGAUGGGAGUCGCCAUCCGAGAAGACGGAGGCACCCUUGGUGUCUUCUCACCGAAAAAGACCCCUCAUCUUGUCAACCUGAAUGAGGACCCCCUGAUGUCUGAGUGCCUGCUUUAUUACAUCAAAGAUGGCAUAACUCGGGUUGGUCAGGCGGAUGCUGAACGACGCCAAGACAUCGUCCUGAGUGGGGCUCAUAUCAAAGAGGAGCACUGCAUUUUCCGAAGCGAGAGGAACCCCAACGGCAGCGUGAUUGUCAUCCUGGAACCGUGUGAGUGCUCAGAAACCUACGUCAACGGCAAAAGGGUGAUCCAGCCAGUACAGCUGCGUUCAGGAAAUCGCAUUAUUAUGGGCAAAAACCACGUCUUCCGCUUCAACCACCCUGAGCAGGCGAGGGCUGAAAGAGAGAAGACGCCCUCGGCUGAGACUCCCUCCGAACCAGUCGACUGGACUUUUGCCCAGAGAGAAUUGCUGGAGAAGCAGGGAAUUGAUAUGAAGCAGGAGAUGGAGAAAAGGCUUCAAGAGAUGGAGAUUCUGUACAAGAAGGAGAAAGAAGAAGCCGACCUCUUACUGGAGCAGCAGAGGCUGGACUACGAAAGCAAACUCCAGGCCUUGCAGAAGCAGGUCGAGACUCGCUCCUUAGCUGCCGAGACUACGGAGGAAGAGGAGGAGGAAGAGGAAGAGGAGGUGCCUUGGACUCAGCACGAGUACGACCUUGCCCAGUGGGCUUUCCGCAAAUGGAAAUUCCACCAGUUUACUUCUUUAAGAGAUCAGCUGUGGGGCAAUGCAGUCUACCUGAAGGAAGGCAAUGCCAUUAGUGUGGAGCUGAAAAAGAAGGUACAAUUCCAGUUCGUUCUGCUGACCGACACACUCUACUCCCCGUUACCUCCGGAGCUGAUGCCCGCCGACUCAGACAAGCCCCAUGGCCAUUGCCCCUUCCCUCGCACGGUGGUGGCAGUAGAGGUCCAGGAUCUCAAGAAUGGCGCUACUCACUACUGGUCCCUGGAAAAACUCAGGCAGAGGCUGGAGCUGAUGAGGGAAAUGUACGACCGAGCUGGAGAGAUUGCCUCCGAUGCCCAGGAAGAGAACGAGAACACCAUGACGGGCAGUGACCCUUUCUACGACCGCUUCCAUUGGUUCAAGCUGGUUGGGAGCUCCCCCAUUUUCCACGGCUGUGUGAAUGAGCGCCUGGCUGACCGCACACCCUCCCCCACUUUCUCCACCGCCGAUUCCGAUAUCACGGAGCUGGCCGACGAGCAGCAGGACGAGAUGACGGAUUUCGACGACGAGGCCUUUGUGGACGACACGGGCUCCGACCUUGGCACCGAGGAGGGAUUGGACUGCUUCAGCGACGGCCAUGACCCGUUUUACGACCGCUCCCCUUGGUUCAUUUUGGUGGGAAGGGCAUUUGUAUAUUUAAGCAAUCUUCUCUAUCCAGUGCCCCUCAUCCACAGAGUGGCUGUUGUCAGCGAGAAGGGAGAAGUGCGUGGAUUUCUGCGUGUGGCAGUCCAAGCUAUAGCUGCCGAUGAAGAGGCCCCCGAUUAUGGCUCGGGCGUUCGGCAGUCUGGCACAGCCAAGAUCUCAUUUGAUAACGAGUAUUUCGACAAGAGCAACUUUUCAUCCGUGUCCGUGAUUCGUUCUGGACUGUCCUUGGAAGAACUGAGGAUCGUCGAGGGACAAGGCCAGAGCACGGAAGUCAGUACGCCCCCUGAAGAAAUCAACAGGAUGAACGAGCUGGACCUGAAAUCCAGCACCCUAUUGGAUGGCAAGAUGGCCAUGGAAGGCUUUACUGAGGAGGUUGGGGAACACCUGAAACUGGGCAGUGUCUUUACCUUCCGGGUGACAGUGCUCCAGGCCAAUGGGAUCCUCCCAGAAUAUGCAGAUAUCUUCUGCCAAUUCAACUUUCUCCACCGGCACGAUGAAGCUUUCUCCACCGAGCCUCUGAAAAAUAACGGCCGAGGGACCCCGCUUGGAUUUUAUCAUGUCCAAAACAUUUCCGUGGAAGUGACCGAGUCCUUUGUCGAAUACAUCAAGACCAAACCCAUUGUCUUUGAGGUCUUUGGACACUAUCAGCUCCACCCGCUCCACCUGCAGGGACAGGAACUCAACAGCCCUCCACAGCCAUCCCGGCGAUAUUUCCCACCACCCAUGCCUCUCUCAAAGCCAGUCCCAGCCACCAAACUCAACACGAUGAGUAAACCCAGCUUGGGACAGAGCAUGACCAAAUACGAUCUCCUGGUUUGGUUCGAGAUCAGCGAACUGGAGCCGACGGGAGAAUACAUCCCAGCUAUUGUUGACCACACUGGAGGCCUCACCUGCCAAGGGACAUUCUUGCUUCACCAGGGAAUACAGCGGAGGAUCACCAUUACCAUCAUCCAUGAGAAAGGCAAUGAGCUCCACUGGAAAGAUGUGCGAGAAUUGGUAGUUGGGCGCAUCCGGAACAAAGCCGAAGUGGACGAAACGGCUGUGGACGCCGUCUUAUCUCUCAACAUCAUCUCCGCCAAAUAUCUGAGGGUCUCUCACAGCUCCAACAGAACUUUCUACCGUUUUGAGGCUGUCUGGGACAGCUCCCUGCAUAACUCCCUUCUUUUGAACCGGGUGACCCCCUACGCGGAGAAGAUCUACAUGACCCUCUCGGCUUACUUGGAGCUGGAUCACUGCAUCCAACCAGCCGUCAUCACCAAGGACAUCUGCAUGGUCUUCUACUCGCGAGACGCCAAGAUUUCUCCCCCCCGCUCGCUGCGGAGUCUCUUUGGACGCGGCUAUUCUAAGUCCCCGGACUCCAACCGAGUAACCGGGAUCUACGAGCUGAGCUUGUGCAAAAUGGCUGACACCGGAAGCCCAGGAAUGCAGAGGAGGAGAAGGAAAGUCCUGGAUACUUCUGUGGCCUACGUCCGAGGGGAAGAGAACCUGGCAGGCUGGAGACCCCGAGGAGACAGCCUGAUCCUGGAGCACCAGUGGGAACUGGAGAAGCUGGAGCUGCUGCACGAGGUGGAGAAGACGCGUCACUUCCUGCUGUUGCGUGAGAAGCUGGGGGAUGGCCUCCCCAAGUCCCUGAGUGACUCACUCUCCCACAGCCUGAGUAGUAGCACCCUCAGCACCUCCACCAGCAUCUCCUCGCAGAUCUCCUCCACCACUUUUGAGAGCGCCAUCACCCCCAGCGAGAGCAGCGGCUACGACUCGGCUGACAUCGAGAGUCUCGUGGAGCGGGAGAAGGAGCUAGCUACCAAGUGCCUUCAGCUUCUUACUCAUUCUUUCAACCGCGAACUUAACCAGGUCUACAACAGCAUCAGUGAUUGUAAGCUCUCUGACAUCUCUCCCAUCGGGCGGGAUUCUUCGGUCUCCAGCUUCAGCAGUUCCACCCUCACCCCAUCCACCACCUGCCCCUCGCUGUCGGAUUCGAGGUACAACUCCGUGGAUCAGAAAACUCCUGAAGCAAAUUCUCGGGCCUCUAGUCCUGGCCUGGAGGCAGAACCAUUCCAGCUGACACCCCCUGCUGAAGUUUCUUAUUUGGCCAGGGCCGGGAAAAACGAGUUUUUGAACCUUGUUCCGGAUAUUGAGGAAAUCCGACCUGGGUCCGUGGUCUCCAAGAAAGGCUACCUUCACUUCAAGGAGCCACUCUCCCCUUCAUGGGCCAAACAUUUUGUGGUGGUGCGCCGCCCAUAUGUCUUCAUCUACAACAGCGACAAGGACCCAGUGGAGAGGGGCAUCAUCAACCUCUCCACGGCUCAGGUGGAGUACAGUGAGGAUCAGCAAGCCAUGGUGAAGACACCAAACACCUUUGCCGUCUGCACCAGACACCGUGGCGUCCUCCUUCAAGCCCUCAACGACAAAGACAUGAGCGACUGGCUGUACGCCUUCAACCCCCUUCUUGCCGGCACGAUACGGUCCAAACUUGCCCGAAGACUCUCCGGACAACUGAAGUACUGAAGUCCCACGGGAAUCCUCGCGCAAUUUUUAUUUCUCCCAAAUCCAUCUUUGGCUAUAAGAUAAAAACCUCCCUCUCCAUUUUCUCUGUGAUAUUUGAGUCGCUCCCUUCCCUUGUAUUUAACCCCCCCUCCCCCCUAUGGCUUAACUUGGCUCACUUCCAGCACUUUCCCCACAUUCUCUCCUCUCUUUCUCUCCCCACUCCUUUCC
Molecule: messenger RNA, 5867 nt
Organism: Thamnophis elegans (Western terrestrial garter snake)
Lineage: Eukaryota; Metazoa; Chordata; Lepidosauria; Squamata; Natricidae
Gene: KIF1B
Product: kinesin family member 1B
Exons: 47
Coding region: 342-5660 (1772 amino acids)
Biological process (GO): microtubule-based movement
Molecular function (GO): ATP binding; microtubule motor activity; microtubule binding
Source: RefSeq, a predicted model, not a curated record